Bombyx mori (domestic silkworm) is the source of this 3597-nucleotide messenger RNA. RefSeq lists its product as uncharacterized. Lineage: Eukaryota; Metazoa; Arthropoda; Insecta; Lepidoptera; Bombycidae. The transcript is spliced from 2 exons. The coding region runs from base 1161 to 2606 and encodes 481 amino acids. The record is from RefSeq and is a predicted model, not a curated record.
UCGUGCCGGAGUCGGAGACCGGAGUGGAUCCCGGCGAUCGCACGCAGGGUGGACUGGGGGCCCUUCCAUGCCCUUCGUCAGUCUCUCCCGCAACCCGUGGUCGAGCAAGUACUGUGUUCCGCGCUUUAUUCAGGUAUUGUCAUGAUUUCGGUUCGAAAUUCCUACCCCACCCAAUCCCACUCCAAAAAAAAUAAUAAUAAUAUGACAACACAAAAAAGGAAAAGGGUUUUGUCGGCGAUGCCCUAUUCCACAUUUAAUGUGGAUUUCAGCAAUGUAAGGGGCCUACAUAGCAACCUCGACGCCGUACUGUUACAUAUGCCCCUCAAUAAUAACGUAAUAUAAAUAAUAAUGCCGACUAAGGCAUUCUUGAAUGCAUUGUCUCUAUAUAAAGACGAUAUAUUGCUAAAGCGCGGCAGAACAGAUUUGGCUUGAGUAGCGGAAACACACAUCAUUUGUACUACUUCUUUAAUAAAAUAAACUCCGUGCCAGUCGCCGUGUCCUUUUUUAAAAAGAGCUCCUGGACCCACCCCGUAACAGUGGUGUCAGAAGUGGGAUAGUCAGUACGUUACACUGGCUAUCCGGAUUGUCUUGAGCUCUUGAUUUUACGUUGCGCUCAUUGCCGCUGCUCUCAUCAUCAAUAUCGUAAAGGAAGAAAACCUGCAAAAUAUCUUCAACGCCAUCUUCAACAUCGUGAGAAAGAAAAACUUACAAAAAUCUGCCACAUCAUACCCGCUCGUGCCGGUCAGUAUUGAUCGGCUGGUGUCAACCUGACAAAAACACGCAAAAACCAAUAAGCCUGAUAUCGACGUCCUGCUGGUUCCUGUGAAACAAGCCCGAAGAUUCGCCCGAAGCUCCAGUACCCGUGAAAAUUCAAGCCGCUGAUUCGUCCCUACUGCACCAGUUCCUGCUGACUCGUUCCUGCUAAGCCGUUUGCAACGUUCCUGCUGACUCGUUCCUGCUAAGCCGUUUGCAACGUUCCUGCUGACUCGUUCCUGCUAAGCCGUUUGCAACGUUCCUGCUGACUCGUUCCUGCUAAGCCGUUUGCAACGUUCCUGCUGACUCGUUCCUGCUAAGCCGGUUCCUGCCGUUUGCGACAUUAAGACUUCCAGUAUAAGCCUGCCAAACGCCUUGCUGCCAUCCCAUCAUCCGUGCGUUCUCCGAUGAAGUUAACAGCUCUGAUAUUCUUGCGGCCCAUCUUAGUGCUAUGUACAAGUCAUCAAAUCAUAACCCAGAUAACAGAUAGUCCCGGUCUAUACUACGAUAGACUAUCUGACGUCAAAUUUACUAAUGAUAACUGGAAUGUUGUAACUUAUUUAAAUACUAAUAACAUACAGUCUCAUCUUGAUAAAGUAGAUCAAUUAUUUGAAAAAGUAAACUCUUUCUGUAAGGACUUCGAGUCCUCCAAAAUACAGUUCGAUUGCAUGAACGCCAUUUCGUCAUUACAAAGUCAACACGAUAAUAACAUCAAAAAGUUUGCAUCUGUAUCCUAUCUUACUAGUAGUCGACAAAGUAGAUCAAAACGUGGGCUACUCGACUUUGGUGGCUCUGUUCUUAAAACAUUCUUUGGCACUCUAGAUUCCAACGACGGUGUCAAGUUCUCUGAUGCUAUCGACCAAGUACAGUCAGACGAAAAAGCUUUAGCGCAUCUUAUGCGUGAUAAUAUACAUGUGAUAAAAUCUACAAUUUCCACAUUUAAUAAUUCAAUGUUAAAAUUCAGUGAAAACGAGAAACGUCUAAAUAAAAAUCUAGAAAUCAUAAAUUCGGCAUUCGAAUAUAUUAUAAAUUCUAACGAUAAAUUACAAAUAAAAACAAAAUUUAAUUCUUUAUUCCAGUCCUUAGAAAGUAUAAUCAUUGCAUUGUCUUUCGAUAUCGAAGACAUAAACAACGCUAUUUUAUUUAGUAAAAUGAAUAUUUUGCACCCGACUGUACUCAGCCCAUAUCAAUUAUAUGUCGAGUUGGAGAAACAUAUAAAUGACUUACCUAAGCAUUGCGAACUUCCUAUAUCAAUAUCUUUACAGAACAUUCACGAAGUUAUCGAUAUUUCUAAACUAGUAUGCUACUAUCAUAAUAAUCGUAUUAUCACUAUAAUUAAGAUACCCCUCGUGUUACCUCAAGUCUAUAACCUUUACCAUAUUGUUCCUAUGCCAGUUCCUUAUGACUUAACAAAACCAGACACUUAUGCACUUAUAGCACCAAACAAGCCAUACAUGGCAUUAACAACAGAUCGUAUGCUUUACUCACUGUUAGAAGACUUAGACAAGUGCAAAUUCGUGAGUGAAAAGUGUUAUAUUUGUGAAUUGGGUAAUGUGUAUUCGACGCUUGCGAACCCAACGUGUGAGACAGUUAUCUUAACCGAAGCUGUCAAUAAAGUUCCAAGUUCAUGUUCAGUAAAACUCUUAAGGGGUCACGUAGAUUCCUUCUUUAAACUUAAUAAAAAUAGAUGGAUAUUUGUUCAAUCUGAGCCUGGAAAAUUACAUGUAACCUGUUCUAGUAAUAGUCUCAACUAUGAUUAUGUUUUGUUAGGAACAGGAAUAAUGUCCCUGACUGUAAAGCUUUCUUCAAAACUUUACAAUUUUCGUCUAGUGAAACAUUUAUUUCUAAUGUAACAACUCAAGUAGCUAACUUCAACAUUUUGGAAGAUGAUUGUUGCGAACGUACAAAACUAAAUAAAACUUUAGCUAGACUUCCCUUGUUAAAAUUAAAUAACCUUAAUAAUUUAGACUCAUUGUUACACGCCAGUAUUCAUCUAGAUACUCUAGAAAAAGAAUUAAAUCAUUUGGAAAGUCCUUCGCACUUUCAAAAAUAUGCUGUUCAUUAUAUGUCUAUAAGUUAUUCUCUUACUGUUCUAUUUUUCUUGUACCUUAUAUUUAGAUUUCGUAGAUGGUUUUGUUCAAGUAAACAUAAUUCUCAUUGUUGUAUACAAAUCUUUAAUCAAUGCAACAAAGAUCGUAAAAACGAUCAUAAUAAUGUUACACAAACCGUGCAAAUAAAUAGUGAAAAAGAUUAUUCAUGUCCUAGGCCUUUUAGGAGAAAUCUUAUGUUGUCAAAUUCGUCCAAUAGUGUCGACGUCGAGUAAUGUUAUAAUAAAUUAUAUUCUUUUAAAUAAAUUGUAUAAGUUUAAUUAAUAAUUAUAAUUAAGACCUUUAUUAAUUAUAGAUUUACUUACUAUAUCCUGUUUUCGUAUUUUACUUAAUAGUUACUUAAGUGUUUUUGAUAUUGUACUUAAAGUUUAUUUCUUUAAGAUAUAGUUACUAUUUUAUUUUAAGUACUUACUUGUUUUAUCCUGUAUCGUAUGUUUUAGUUUUCCUAUUUUGUUAUCCAAAACAAAAGCCAAAUUCUAUACUUACCGCUCUAGUUUAUCUCAACGUCAACGUCCGUGACCAUUCAUCGGUGACGAUGAAUCUUAAGGAGGGGGAUGUUACAUAUGCCCCUCAAUAAUAACGUAAUAUAAAUAAUAAUGCCGACUAAGGCAUUCUUGAAUGCAUUGUCUCUAUAUAAAGACGAUAUAUUGCUAAAGCGCGGCAGAACAGAUUUGGCUUGAGUAGCGGAAACACACAUCAUUUGUACUACUUCUUUAAUAAAAUAAACUCCGUGCCA